AUGCACAAACGUGUUGGUUCCGUGCACGCGCCAUAUGGGCGCGCAAGACGGCAGCGGCGUGCACAUCCGCUGCGGCGGCUGCCAAUCACGCGACCAUGCGUCGCCACGAACUCCCCCAGUCCGUUAUGCGACACGACCAACACCAGCAACACAUUCACCACUCAAACAGCGAAGACGAACGUCAGCACCGACCCCGGGACA
Iphiclides podalirius (scarce swallowtail) is the source of this 201-nucleotide messenger RNA. The record is from the annotation of a GenBank genome assembly. NCBI's taxonomy places the organism in Eukaryota, Metazoa, Arthropoda, Insecta, Lepidoptera, Papilionidae.